Xyrauchen texanus (razorback sucker) is the source of this 3858-nucleotide messenger RNA. RefSeq names its product calcipressin-2-like. Gene Ontology annotation, cellular component: cytoplasm; nucleus. The record is from RefSeq and is a predicted model, not a curated record. Gene Ontology annotation, biological process: calcium-mediated signaling. Gene Ontology annotation, molecular function: calcium-dependent protein serine/threonine phosphatase regulator activity; nucleic acid binding. The transcript has 5 exons. The coding region runs from base 195 to 911 and encodes 238 amino acids. NCBI's taxonomy places the organism in Eukaryota, Metazoa, Chordata, Actinopteri, Cypriniformes, Catostomidae.
GGGUGGAUCAUGGGGAGAAAGAGCAUGUGGAGUAGCUCUGUGGAACUGGGUGCAAGCUGUUGCCCACUUGCCAUUGUUGUUUGUGUGGGCUGACAAGAGACUGGCUCUGCUUUAAGCCCAUUACAUAAUCUUGUGGUGGAGCAUUAUUUACCUGGGACCGGGGUUAAAAUCUGCUUGGUGGGGUUCUGUGAGCCAUGAAGGGAGAGCAUUUUUUUGCCAACAUGAGAAGUGCUCCAUUCCUCCAGCGGGUCUACCUCCUAGGAGGGGAGGAGCUGGUCGUCCUGCAGUGCACUGUGGGAGAGUCCUCACUGGGAGACAGUUUCCAACAAAUCACUGACUUCAAUGAUCUCCCCACAUCCCUCUUCGCCUGCAACGUGGACCAAUCAGUAUUUGAGGACCAGGAGGGCAAGGAAAUGUUUGAGGCACUCUUCCUUGUGUACGACGAAGGUGUGACGUUCCAGCAGUUUAAGAGCUUUCGACGUGUACGAAUCAACUUUAGUAACCCCAAAGCAGCAGCCAGUGCCAGGAUAGAGCUACACGAGACACCUUUUAUAGGGAAAAAACUCAAACUUUACUUUGCCCAGGUGCAGAACCCAGCAUCCGAAGGAGACAAUUUGCACCUGGCUCCUCCCCAGCCUUCGAAACAGUUCCUCAUCUCCCCACCUGGCUCACCUCCAGUCGGCUGGCAACAGAUUGAUGAAGCCACACCUGUUAUUAACUACGACCUGCUGUAUGCAGUUGCUAAGCUUGGCCCAGGUGAGAAAUUUGAGCUUCAUGCCGGCACAGAGUCUACGCCAAGCGUGGUGGUCCACGUUUGUGACAGCGACACAGACGAGGAGGAGGAACCAAAAAACAACCCUAAACCAAAAAUCAUCCAGACCCGACGCCCAGACCUGCCUGUCUCAAACUGAACUCUACAGGUCCAACAGAGAGUCAGGAGGAUUUGUACCCUUCCCAUCUCCAUAACAGGACCUCUGCCACCCUUCCUCCUAACCAUGUCAAGCAAACAACCAGGGUCUCGGGGACUCUGAUCUGUGUUUCUUGUUCAGCCCACAUACACCGAUCAGCCACAACAUUAAAACCACCUGCCUAAUAUUGUGUAAGUCCCUCUCGCGCUGCCAAAACAGCACCUACCCACAUCUCAAAAUAGAUCUCAGAGUAAAUUCUCUUGUAUGUGAAAAUCCCAGGAGAUCAGCAGUUACAUAAAUACUCAAACCAGCCCAUCUGGCACACAACAAUCUCUAGAGUUUACACAGAAUGGUGCCAAAUACAAAAAACAUCCAGUGAGUGGCAGUUCUGUGGACGGAAAUGCCUUGUUGAUGAGAGAGGUCCACAGAGAAUGGCUAGACUGAUUCGAACUGGCCAAGUCUACGGUAUCUCAGAUAACCGCUCUGUACAUUUGUGGUGAGAAGAAUAUCAUCUCAGAAUGCUGUUCUGAGGUGCGGGUUGGUGCUGUUUUGGCGACACAAGGGGGGCCUACACGAUAUUAGGCAGGUGGUUUUAAUGUUGUGGGUGUUCAGUGUAUAUGCAAUCUUCACUGUACUGUCACAAUUCUUUUUUAUGUUGGCAAUACUCUGUGUUACAUUUGGCCAUUCUCUGUCCCUCUCUCUCUCAAUCUUACUGUAAUAUUAGCUGGCCACCAGUUAGAGGCAGCAUGGAACCGUCCUGGCUCUCUCUUCUACGUCUCCGAUUGGCUCCUGGGCCGUGGCACAUGCUAGUGUCAGAUGUGCCUGUUGGCUGAUAGCUGGCCAUUUUGCUUAGCAUUUACACCACAACUACCAUUUGUACCCAGUAAGCCAUUAAUAGUACGAUCUACAUAAGGGCAUGCUAGCCACUAAAUGUGGCCAAACACCAGCGCAGCAUGUGGCACAAUAAACCCUUAGAAACAUAUAUUGCCUAAUGAUUGUUUGUCCAAAAACCCUAUGUUAUAUUACUGACUUUGCGUAGCAAAGAUUGCAUUCAACCACAGGAACCGUUCCCAUCAUGCCAGUGCAUGUUCUGGUAGCAAACUAUAUUUAGUUUUUAUUUCCUGCUGUAUAAUUGUCUGUAUGUCUUGCUGACAGUGUUCUCACAGAAAAACGAUGCUUUCUUUCCAACAAUGAGCUGAAAUUUUUAUUAUAUACCCAUGCACCUUUCAGAACCUUUGUGAGUUGCUUCUUCUAUGACUUCUCCUCAAUGUGAAUCUUUUAUUAUGUGUUUGAUCCCUGAUGCCCUUUUCAGAUGGAAACUGUUAAAUGACAAAAUAACUUUUUAUUUGCGUAAACACUCUUUACAGAUGAUGCAUCAAAUAGCAAUCAAAUAUAAUUUAAUGACGUCUGUGAUGUGCAUGGUUACUUGUUUCUAGAGUUAAAUGUAGUUGUCAGAUUACAUCCAUCCAUGGGUUUCCUCGUAGUCUGUGAGAUUUCAUUCACGUGCAAGUUCAUAUAAAAAAAUAAAAAUAAAAAUGCAUGAUGCUGUUACAUUAGGCUAUUAAGUUUGAGUAAGACAGAUCUUCCAAGUGCUAUUACACAGUGGGUCACCAAUAACAAAUGUUAAAAAGGAGGGUGAUGUCAACUUUUCUUUUUCAACCAAUAUAUUUUGGUGUGCCUACAUCAUUUACGGAUUAUCUAAAAUAAAUAUAUAGAUUUAUGUAACUACAGUACAUACAUGAAAGCAUGUACCUCUGUCAGCUCUGCAAAAAAAUAUAGUGAUAGAUUUGAGACACAUAGGUACUAUACAACCAUGUAGUCAGCAAACACACCACAAAAAGCAUCAGACUAAGAAAACAGUUAUUUACAGUAUAAAGGAUGUAUAUUUAAUUAUUUUAAACUUCUUCAAGACUAUAAAUGACUCCUAUCCCAGACAAUACAUCAACACUGUGAUGUGUGAUUACUGUGAUACUUGAUUGACACACUACGCUUAAGUAUUAUGUACAUGAGUAUGUUGGUUUUGUAACUUUAAGGAGGUUAUCAGGCUUACGUGUCUGUUGUUCAGUGCGCAUGAUGUGUUAAGGGUGGUAGCCACAGUGUCGACUUUCCUAAUCUGUUCAUCGUGUUUCCCCAAAUCUGUUGAAUUGCUCCUUCAGUCAAAAUGCUGUUUGGUUGCCAGUUAUUUGUCAGUGUCCUUUAGCCUAAAAGAAUGUAGAAAUAAUAUAUCCCAUCCCACUGUGUUCACGCUUUGCAGUUUUACUGAAGCAGUUCUGGAAAUAGGGUACUUACUGUUCUAUUAUGACAUCACAGUCUGCAUUGUGGCACAGCUCUUUCAUUAUGCUACUGCAACCUCAAGCCUUAUUUGAUUUAGCGCUUACAAUUUAAGUAACGUUCAGGUUAGCAAUGCACACUCUGGCCGGCAGAUAUUGGAUCAGAACAUGUAAAUAUGAUAAAUGUGUAAAAGAAAGGGACGAGAGCAAUAUAACAUAACUGAUACCUACGGUCCACUGCCUUGGAAUUUGCCCUUCCAUUUCGUUUUGCCUACUUUUUGAUCAGCUCUUCCCAUAGGCUCUUCUCAUGAUCAACAAAUUCUGUUGCUGUCUCACAUGCUGCCAGCCUUCCUGUCAUGUAAUUAAGAUUUUUGUAUUGUUCUGUAUUGCAAUUUCUUAUUCACACAAAUGUACACUGUAUUUCCUUUUUUUUUUCAUGUACUCCCGAAGACAUUAUAUUAUCUGUUCUGGAGUUAGUGUCACUGAUGUUGGGAAACAAUAUCUGUAUUGUGUGUUACUUGUGCAAGACCAUUGGUGUACUUGUCAUCUUGUACGUCCUGCCUGCCGACACUAAAGGAGACAUAUCUGUAUAUAUUAAUCAAUAAUAUUUUUACUGCAUUUUUGUACAAAUAUUCAUGGUAGCCAUGUACAAGUAGUUGAGAUGAUUCUUUGUUAGUAUU